AUCGGCAGGAAUGCAAAGCAGCAUGGAAACUCGCACCCUUUUGGUCCUGGAGAACUUCAUUGGAGGAAGGUUUGUCCCGUGUCCAAGUCACAUCGACUCCUACGAGCCGUCCACGGGGGAAGUGUACUGCAAAGUGCCAGACAGCGGCGAGGAAGAGGUGGAGGCUGCGGUGGCUGCGGCCAAGGAGGCCUUUCCAGGCUGGGCCGCUCACAGUCCAGAGCAGAGGUCUCAGAUCCUCACCAAGCUGGCCGACCUGAUCGAGGCCCACUUGGAGGAGUUUGCCCAGGCCGAGUCCAAAGACCAAGGUAAAACAUUGACGUUUGCGCGGACUGUAGACAUUCCCCGAUCGGUGUACAACUUCCGCUUCUUUGCCUCGUCGGUGCUCCACCACACCAAUGACUGCAGCCAGAUGGACCACAUGGGCUGCCUCAACUACACCGUGCGCUGCCCCGUGGGAGUGGCUGGUCUGAUCAGCCCCUGGAAUCUUCCUCUGUACCUGCUGACGUGGAAGAUCGCACCUGCCAUCGCUGUGGGGAACACGGUGGUCGCCAAACCCAGCGAGAUGACCUCAGUGACCGCCUGGAUGAUGUGCAAGCUGAUGCAGCAGGCUGGUGUUCCUCCAGGUGUGGUCAACGUCGUAUUCGGGACGGGCCCCCGGGCAGGAGACGUCCUCGUCGGUCACCCCGACGUCCCCCUGAUCUCCUUCACGGGGUCCACGGCGACAGCCCGGCUUAUCACUGAGCGCAGCGCCCCCUACUGUAAAAAAAUGUCAUUGGAGCUCGGAGGCAAGAACCCUGCUGUUAUUUUCGCUGACGCGGACCUGGACCGAUGCAUCGAGACCACCGUGCGCUCCAGCUUCUUCAAUCAGGGAGAAAUCUGCUUGUGCACCAGUCGGAUUUAUGUGGAGCGAAGUGUUUACUCAAUGUUCUUGGAGAAGUUUGUGGCCGCGGCCAGGAAGUGGAAGACCGGCGUGCCUUCGGACGCCGGCAACAGCAAUGGCGCGCUCAUCAGCAAGGAGCACUUAGAAAAGGUGCGUGGCUUUGUCGCCCUCGCCAAAUCCGAAGGUGCCACAGUGCACUGCGGUGAAGGAGUGGAUCCGCUUGACCUUCCGGAGCGCAAUGCCAAUGGCUACUUCAUGGGUGCUACCGUCAUCUCAGGCGUCCCACAGGGCUCCCGCGUCAUGCAGGAGGAGAUCUUCGGGCCAGUCACCUGCGUCAGCCCCUUCGACAGCGAGGACGAGGCGGUGGCUGAGGCCAACGGGGUGUGCUAUGGACUGGCAGCCACCGUGUGGUCCCGCGACGUGGCCAAGGUGCACCGUGUGGCCGCAAGGCUUCAGGCGGGCUUGGUGUGGACCAACUGCUGGCUGGUGAGGGAUCUCAAGCUGCCCUUCGGAGGCAUGAAGAUGUCUGGCAUCGGCAGGGAAGGGGGGAAGGAUUCCUACCACUUCUUCACAGAGGUCAAGACCAUCACCAUCAAACACUGAAACCACUUUUAGAAGGAGCUCAGGUGUGGAAUCCUCACUUUUCUUUAUUUUCACCCCCUCUCAUUAGUCAUGAUAUCUGAAGAUCCAUUGUUUAAUGGGUUUCUGCUGAUACUAAUCUUGGAGAUCCUUUUUUUUUUCGAGGUAGAAUUUUCCGACAUUUAUAAUUUAUUAUGAAGGGAAAAAAGUGAUUUACGACCAUAGUCAUUUUUCCAAAAAAAAAGAAAUUAUUUUACAAGAUUGAGGCCAUGAUAAAUAUUUCAUCAAAAACUCAUAUUAUUGCAUAUAUGUAGUAAUUUUGCCAUGUUUUUUAUUUGUUUAUUUUUCAACAAUAAAAUUUUUCAACAAUAAA
Molecule: messenger RNA, 1832 nt
Organism: Phyllopteryx taeniolatus (common seadragon)
Lineage: Eukaryota; Metazoa; Chordata; Actinopteri; Syngnathiformes; Syngnathidae
Gene: aldh8a1
Product: aldehyde dehydrogenase 8 family, member A1
Exons: 7
Coding region: 11-1483 (490 amino acids)
Biological process (GO): retinoic acid metabolic process
Molecular function (GO): retinal dehydrogenase (NAD+) activity
Source: RefSeq, a predicted model, not a curated record